This is a messenger RNA of Loa loa (African eye worm), 261 nucleotides long. Its product is annotated as FMRFamide-family peptide. Bases 1 to 261 code for a protein of 86 amino acids. The record is from RefSeq and is a predicted model, not a curated record. NCBI's taxonomy places the organism in Eukaryota, Metazoa, Nematoda, Chromadorea, Rhabditida, Onchocercidae. The transcript is spliced from 3 exons.
AUGUCUACAUUUAAAAUACUAAUCAUAGCAUUAUUGCUUGUUAUUAAUCAUUUUUGUUGCAGUGAUUCUAAACGAUUACAAGACAAUGAUUUUGCACGACAAAUUUUAUUCCGAGGCAAUUUUGAACCAAUGCGAUAUUAUUUGAGUCCAAAUGAUGCAUACCUGGUUAAACGUGUACCAAGUGCAGCAGAUAUGAUGAUACGUUUUGGGAAACGUUUUACAACAUAUGAUGGUUCGAUUGGUGAUAUUAAUGAUGAUUAA